UCAAAUUCAAAUAAUCUGAAGUGCUGGUUGUGGUGACAUCGGUUUCUUCCGGAUUGCAAAUGAUGCUCUAUACAACGGAGAUGCCAACCGGAGAUUACGAAUUCCUGUGUGAUAAGGAGAGUGUUAAUUCAUUUGGAGCAGCACUGAUGCCCAGCUUCUACAUGAUCGUUUUAAUGCUGAGUAUCGUUGGAAAUGGAUUAGUUUUACUGGUGCUUGUGAAAUAUGAAUAUCUAAAAAGCAUUACAAAUAUAUUCAUUCUUAACCUUGCCAUUUCAGAUUUGCUUUCGGCUAUUUGCCUCCCUUUCUGGGUGGUCCAUCAUUUAAAGGGAUGGAUCUUUGGUGUGGUCAUGUGCAAAUUAACGAGUGGUAUGUUUUACAUCGGUUUUUACAGUGGCAUAAUGUUCUUGACACUGAUGACAAUUGACCGGUACCUUGCGGUUGUUCACGCUGUCUCUGCUGCCAGAUCUAGAAAAGUUCGCUAUGCAACGGUCACAAGUGUGAUUGUCUGGCUGACCAGUACAUUAGCAACCGUCCCUGAUUUUAUCUUUGUUGACUUAGAUGAAGAUCCCGAGAGGGAAAUCUGUGACAACGUUUACCCGUAUGAUACAGCAGUUCCAUGGAAACUGUUCAGAUAUUAUCAACAAAAUAUAGUGUUCUUUGUCCUUCCAUUCAUUAUCAUAGUGUACUGCUAUUUUAGGAUAAUUCAGACAUUGGUAAAAUGCAGAACAGUGCAGAAACACAGGACACUACGAGUUAUAUUCACCAUUGUAGUGGUAUUCUUCUUAUGUUGGGCACCUUACAAUGUAGUGAUCUUCUUAAGAUCUCUGGAGGAGAUUCAGCUGCUGCAGUUUGAGAGCUGUGAUUUGGAGAUGCAACUGGAUUAUGCCCACACCAUCUCUUACACCGUGGCUUAUUUCCACUGUUGUCUCAAUCCCAUUUUUUAUGCCUUUGUCGGAGAAAAGUUUAGAAGACACUUGAUUCACUUCUGUGACCACUAUUUGCCAUGUGGUCUGCUGUUUCACCAGCGGCAUAAUGUCACCAGGAAUGUCCACAUGGAAUAUUCUGAUGGUUCCAUGGGUAAUGAUACAACAAAUAACUGGUAG
Messenger RNA from Rhincodon typus (whale shark), 1103 nucleotides. RefSeq names its product C-C chemokine receptor type 3-like. Gene Ontology annotation, cellular component: membrane. The coding region runs from base 60 to 1103 and encodes 347 amino acids. The transcript has 2 exons. Lineage: Eukaryota; Metazoa; Chordata; Chondrichthyes; Orectolobiformes; Rhincodontidae. Gene Ontology annotation, molecular function: chemokine receptor activity. Gene Ontology annotation, biological process: chemotaxis; immune response; G protein-coupled receptor signaling pathway. The record is from RefSeq and is a predicted model, not a curated record.